Molecule: messenger RNA, 1638 nt
Organism: Rasamsonia emersonii CBS 393.64
Lineage: Eukaryota; Fungi; Ascomycota; Eurotiomycetes; Eurotiales; Trichocomaceae
Exons: 5
Coding region: 1-1638 (545 amino acids)
Source: RefSeq, a predicted model, not a curated record
AUGACGCAACCGGAGCAGCAAAGACAGCUGUCAUGGACUGCCAAAGAGCGGCGACUGAUGAGCCGCAGUGAUGAAGAGAUGCUGGACGAACUUGACCUCCGCCUCGACUACAGAGUCGGAUGGCCGAAGCCCUUGCCGGUCCUCCCCAUCCGUCUAACACCUAUUCUGGAUGUAACGGAGUACAUCGUCGAUUUCUCUGCUGCAAGUCGUCAAAUCCGCAGUAUCUGUGGUGUCGAACGGGUCACCUAUGGUUUCGAUAGUCCGCGCCUUGUUUAUUGUCAUCGUUAUGAUUGCCUUCCAACAGAGGAAGAUGUGACUAUCGUGAUGGAUUGCCGAACUCACACGAUCCUACCUGAUAAUCCAAUUGUCUCGCUAUGGGAAGACGUGUACAGGCAACAAGUCCUCUCCUUGAUCCAAGGUACAGAGUGGCAGACUGUCGACGUGUUCCAUCGUGGCAACAGUCCGGAGAGACACGAUUGCCCGGUAACGAUCGUUAUCACAACAUGGGAUGCCAGCGAGAGUCUGUGGUGGGAAGAUUUGCUUCCGAGGAUCCGUCUACGAUGGCCACAUGCAGUCGAGCUUUGCUCUGCGAACAGUAUCCGUACUAUGGAUCUUGAUAUCCAAGCUAGUGCAAGGAUGUUAACUGAUGCUUCUAUUAGCGGCCCUAUUCAGAUAGGCACAAGUGUUGGAAUCAAGGGUGAGCGUGGUGGAGGAACACCUGGAGGUGUUAUCGAACUACAAGGGCGGGAUGGCACAAUCACAAAGAUGGGUCUCACCAACCAUCAUGUUGUUCUUGAUACAAGACUAAACUCUGAAGUUUGGAUCCGGGAGAUCGAUGAAAGCAUUAACAGAUUGGGAAAAGUGGCUGACGGGGAUCCCACAAAACCGGACAGGCCAGGCCUUAGGGCCAGAGUCAGUUGGGGCGCGGAAUCGAAAAGACCGGAACUCGAAAGAAUUCUGCAUCUGAUGACAGAGGCAGAGACACGGAAAGCACGCAUUAAGUCCUUCGACCGUACUGCAGGUUUCGUGGCCGCAUCCUCGGGGAACAGGACCAUCAAUAUUAAUGGAAAGUGUUGGCCUCUAGAUUGGGCUCUGAUUGAACUCCAUCCACAGCGGCCAAUGACAAAUACGGUCGUUGACGCCCCGACUAAUUCUUUGAUGAAUGCUUACAACGAAACGGAAAUCCGAAAUUGGUCAACUUCAGCAUCUCUGAUGGAUCUAACAGUCUUUAAGAAAGGAAGAACGACAGGCUGGACGGAGGGUACCGUGAACAGCAUCAGGACGGAUCUUCAAUUGACAAGGGAGAAGGAAAACACACAAACUGAUGUCUACGGGCAGCCUGUGUCCGCCUGGUCUAUCCCGACAUCGUCGAAUGCGACGACCAAGUUUGCUUCCGAGGGAGAUUCCGGUUCGUUAAUUCUGAAUGAUGAUAGAACUAUCAUUGGGUUGCUGUUUGCGGCCGAUCCUGCCUCCGGUAUUGGUUACUUUAUUCCGUUUCAUGUGAUCAUUGCAGAUAUUGAAGCGGUCACUGGGGCGAAGUCAGAACUAGUCAAAUUGUUCAUCAUCCUAAAUGCAGAAUGCAUUGAAGCCGUUCUAAAGCAACGCACGGAGACAUCGCACCUCCCAAUUCAGUAUUGA